UCGCGUCAGCAUUGGCAGCGAUAGCACAUGACGGGUGACAUGCAAACAAUCACGAAGCAACAGCGGUUUCAUUGGAUCCGUCAACAUUUAUCACCGUGACCGCUAUUCGAAAUGUUGAAGUGUUCCACGUCUACGCUUUUUUGUUUUUAUAUUAGGCACAGACAGACCACUAAGCAAAGCAAUGGAAAAAUCACAUGUUAGAGACAAAAGACCUGCGAGCAAAAGUCAAUACAUAUAUUGAAUGCCUUUUCACGUUUGGCAACAACCCUACCACCGCUUCGGCCACCCAAUCCUGCAUCGCUACGGAGUCACCUCAAUGUGGCACCACUUCAAAGCAAAGAUUUUAACCUGCUGUAACCGGAAAUGCAAUGGCUCGUCACAAGCAAACCAUAUUGCAAUGCAAUCAUGAUCAGGAAGCUUACGCGUCGACUGAAGUCCGACCGCAUAAAUGUUUCCAAUCUAAUUACAACGAUUGUUCCGACAGUAGUUCGCGUCAGAUAACGGUAGCUGCAAAGGUGCGUCGAAUACAAGGGCACCCGCUGCCCACGCGUCAAAUGUCAAUCGGUUUUCAUCUGCCUCUAUCCGCGUUGCAAACGUCGCUGCAAAGCAUACUCACGAUCCCGCUUGCGCAACUACUUUGGCUGCUUUGCUGCGUUAGUUUAGCCCAUCCUACGGUAGGCGACUGUCCUAGCAUGUGCGAGUGCAAGUGGAAGAGCGGCAAAGAAUCAGUUUUGUGCCUUAAUGCGAAUCUCACACAUAUUCCGGUGCCACUGGACGCUGGAACGCAGGUUCUAGACUUAACUGUCAACGAUAUCGCCAACAUACCACACGACACCUUCGCAUCAGUGAACUUACUUAAUCUCCAGAAAGUAUAUCUGGCUAAAUGUCGGUUACGUGCUAUUGAGCGUUUUGCCUUUCGAAAUCUAAUUAAUCUGAUCGAACUGGAUCUGAGCUAUAAUUUGCUUAGCAGCGUUCCCACUGAGGCACUUCAAUUUAUACCAGAGCUACGCGAAAUCAAACUCAAUGGUAAUCCCAUUUCGAUAGUGCAUGACGACGCCUUCGGAUUUGUGUCUCAGCUAGUGCGACUAGAUUUGUCCGACUGCAAAUUGGCGACGAUUGAGGUGAUGGCCUUCGCGGGACUUGAGUCCUCCUUGGAGUGGCUCAAGUUAGACGGGAACAAAUUGAGUGAGGUGUGCUCAGAUACAAUAACAUCGCUCAAAAAUUUGCACGGCAUCGAACUGGCACGAAAUCAAUGGAAUUGUUCCUGCGCACUGCUACCACUACGCUCUUGGAUGCUACGUGAGAACAUUCCAUAUGACAUACCACCCUCAUGUCUAGCACCAUCGCGAGUCGCGGGAAAAACUUGGGAUAAAAUUGAUCUGGAUGACUUUGCCUGCGUGCCACAAAUAAUCGCUACCAACACAACGGCGCACGGAGUAGAAGGGCGCAAUAUUACUAUGAGUUGCUUUGUAGAGGGGGUUCCAGAGCCAUCGGUCCGGUGGAUGGUGAAAAAUCGUGUAGUAGCGAACUUAACGGAAUAUGGUGUUCCAUCUGCGGGUCCUCUUACUAUGGCAGCAACACAAGGUCGCAAGAUAUACAUAGUAAACAUGUUGCGAAAUGCUUCAAAUCUAACCAUACUCUCGGCUGACAUGCAGGAUGCGGGUAUUUAUACUUGCGCGGCAGAGAACAAAGCCGGUAAAGUGGAAGCAUCUGUCACAUUGGCUGUUAUACGGCGCCCGACUGAAGCGCCAUCGGGUGGACAAAUUGUGCUGAUUUGCUUCCUCAUUGCUCUUCUUUUCGUGGUGGGUUCUUCAUUCGCCGCAAUUUGUUUUUGUUCGCCCCGACGUAAGCGUAAAAUGCGACUGUGGAGUUCAAUGCCAUCGGCGCGCACAGAAAAUAUUGAAAUGACUUCACGUAUCUGCGGUAACAGUGGAAAUGGACCGAAUGGUGGAAAUUGUAACCGCGUAAUGCAUACUCGGAAACCUGACUUGGAUAGCGGUUCAAUUGGAGGAGGUGCGAAUGGGGUGGAUGACUUUUGCGGUAUUAGCGGUGGUGGUGGCGAUGGUCCAUUUUCCAACAAUGACAAUGAUUACCUGCAUCCGGCGACUACCCCUUUCAGUUGUGGCUCAGAUGAUGGCGGUGAUACCAGUGUGUCGAUUGUGAACCCAAUUGGUGGCAGUUCCAAGUGCAAUGGGGGUUAUCGCAAUAUAUCCACGCAUUGCGAUGAUGCCGAAGACUACUGGGAUGCCAACUACCAGACCACAAAAGCGAAUUAUGCGAGAAGAAAAAUCGAAAAUCAAUACCAUAUUAACGGUAGUGGCUCAGAGUUGUCGGCGGGGGUGCGUGCUAGCCCUCAAGACAGCCGACAGAAAGUGAGUGUUGGGAGCGUCAGAGGAGAUAGUAAUUUGGGGCCGCAGCAAUCCGAUUUGCACCUACCAAGACUCGUUGAAAUUUGCGGCUCCGACUCCGCCCCCAGUUCAAUUUCAUGUCAAGUGGACGCAGUUGUGCCUGUGAGCAGUUAUAACCAAACACCCACCUGGACCACCACACCUAUUGCGACAGCUAAAAUAACUUCGCCUGCCAGCAAGCGAAAGGCAAACGUUGGCGCCAACAGUAGCGCUUAUUAUGGCAACGAUGGCAUCAGCACUUCGGUAUUCUGUAGUGGCGGUAGUGUAGAAAAUGAUCUAUUCGAUAGCAAUUACCCAGAUCUGUUAGAUAUUCCUAACUUCAAGAACCAUGUGCACUACUCUGUACCUCCAGGUGCGGGGAGUUCGUCAAAUAGAGCCAUUUGCACAUUGCCUCGGAAACUUAAAACCAGCGGUAAAUACUUUAAAAGCUCCUCGGAUAGUCAAUCCCUGUUGCUGGCGGAAAAUUCCAGCAAAUAUGGUAGCAGCACAUUGGGAGAUGACAGUUUCCUAAACGAGCUAACUUUGGGCAGAAGAUUCUCAGCUGAGUCUACUUAUUCGAAUUACGUGGGCACAUCUACAUAUACCAGUCGGCAGCGAUCGAACAGUUUCCUUAAUUUGAUGCAAAGCACUAAUAAAGGAUGCUCGGCGUUGACCGUUGGUGCGAUUAGCGGGACAUCAAUAGUGCAUAGCGGCGUUCGGCGCAAUCCCAGUUUGCCUUCAUCGCCGAUACACAACGCGCAUCAACAUCAGCGUUCAUUCAGCUCAGCAGCUAUGCCAUUGCUGGAUUUCUCCUCGUUUACCUCGUGCACAGGUGUCUCUACAAUGCCAGCCGCGGGCGCAACACAUACCUCAACAGUUACAGCCUAUGACUACCAUGCCACGCAACUGGAACGUUUCCUUGAGGAGUACCGCAAUUUACAGGAUCAGUUGUGUAAAAUGAAGGAGACCUGUGAGGCGAUACAUAAGAAAGAUGCGCCAAUGCGCAUUUCUGUCGGUCAUUCGGCAAAGCUGGCCGAUCCUGUGAUGUUCAAUGCGGCACUUGCGGCAAACAAUCUACCUAACACGGACCCAAAAGCAACGACGUUGAAGAGUAAAGCGCUGCUGCCGGGACAACCACCAGAUCCACCACCUUACUGGCUGCACCGAAAUGCAAUGCUGAAACGACUGAAUGAGUCGGAAUCGGAAAUAUUAAAAAACUAAUGAAGGAAGCAGCCGGGUUGGUGAGAGGAGAAGCUGGAGGAUAGAUGUUCAAUCACGAAAAUAAAAGUUAUAAUUCCAUGUUUUUUGGUAUGCAUGUUACGAAAAUGAUGUCAGUGUUGCCGUAAAGUUGUGCCGUAAAAAAAUAUUAAAAAACAAGUAAGGAAGUCUUAUUUAAGUUGAAGGCGAACUUAAUAUAGCAGACGCACGAACUAAGUAGUGCUUUUUA
Molecule: messenger RNA, 3834 nt
Organism: Rhagoletis pomonella (apple maggot)
Lineage: Eukaryota; Metazoa; Arthropoda; Insecta; Diptera; Tephritidae
Gene: kek3
Exons: 3
Coding region: 369-3608 (1079 amino acids)
Molecular function (GO): protein binding
Source: RefSeq, a predicted model, not a curated record